AUGGAGGAAGCGGUUCUUUUAACUCUGUUGGCGCUCUUGGGUGCUGCUUUUGCAGCUCCUCAGUAUGAUUUGACCUCUCCCUCUGGAGGAGGACUCACUCAUGGAGGAGCUGGAGGAAUCGGCGGUGGCGGACUAGGAGGCGCUGGUGGUGUCCUUGGAGGCGUUGGUGGUGGCCUUGGAGGCGUUGGUGGUGGCCUUGGAGGCGUUGGUGGUGGCCUUGGAGGCGUUGGUGGUGGCCUUGGAGGCGUUGGUGGUGGCCUUGGAGGCGGAUGUCAGGACGGACAAGUCCUGCACGUCGAUGGAUCAUGCGUGACUCCUGUGAUUACCAGGAAGGUCUACUUAUACGAUGCUCCUGAGGUACCAGAGGGACCCCUUGGCCCACCUCCAAGGGUGCCACCUCCUCAGGUUGAACACAACAUCGUCUUCGUGCGUCUUCCCGAAGUUGCUCCUCCACCAGAGCCCGUCAUCAUUCCUCCACCGAAGCAGGAGAGCAUCGUUUACGUUCUCAAUAAGAAGGAAGAACAAGCUCAAAAAGUCAUCGAAGUUGAAGCUCCUCCAGCUUCCAAUCCUGAAGUUUACUUCGUCAACUACCAGGACGGAGAAAACCCAACUCUGCCACUUGGUGUGGACCUCGAGACUGCCCUUAGUGCUGCUAGCGCCACCGGUGGCCAAGUUCUCGGUGGCGUUGGGGGUCUUGAUGGAGGAGAAGGAGGAUUCGGUCUUGGUGGAGGAGUUGGUGGAGUCGGCCUUGGUGGAGGCGCUGGGGGAUUCAGUGGAGGAGCAGGUGGAUUUAACGGAGGCGCAGGAGGCUUCAAUGGAGGCGCUGGAGGCUUCAGUGGAGGCGCUGGAGGCUUCAGUGGAGGAGCCGGAGGCUUCAGUGGAGGAGCCGGAGGCUUCAGUGGAGGAGCCGGAGGCGCCGGAGGUUUCAAUGGAGGCGCCGGAGGAUUUGGAGGUGAUGGAGGAUUCGGUGGUGCCAGCGGUGGCGCUCCUUCUGGUCUCUACACACGACCAUAAGUUAUCACUAUUCGAUAUCGAAUCAUCAAUUAUUAGUAUUUUGUUGUUUAAUAGUUGGUUACACCCUGCACUGCAGUUAUAUAAAGUUCGUUUAUGUUGUGGGAUGUAUUCGAAAAUAAAAAAAAUGCAUCUCA
This is a messenger RNA of Penaeus monodon (black tiger shrimp), 1148 nucleotides long. Its product is annotated as glycine-rich cell wall structural protein-like. Bases 1 to 1014 code for a protein of 337 amino acids. Lineage: Eukaryota; Metazoa; Arthropoda; Malacostraca; Decapoda; Penaeidae. The record is from RefSeq and is a predicted model, not a curated record. The transcript has 2 exons.